Molecule: messenger RNA, 620 nt
Organism: Paraphaeosphaeria sporulosa
Lineage: Eukaryota; Fungi; Ascomycota; Dothideomycetes; Pleosporales; Didymosphaeriaceae
Exons: 1
Coding region: 180-503 (107 amino acids)
Source: RefSeq, a predicted model, not a curated record
ACAGAGAAUGUGGAACAUGACGUCAUAUUCGUCACCCUCAGCCCAGCACUCACAACCUUAUGAUAUAAUACCCCAACGUCUCCGUCUGCCAAAGACUCCUACCUUGAAAAACCAACUACAUACGGCUACCGAACAUCUGAACUCAACUCUACACCAACAACACCAAAGUACACACAACAAUGUCGAACAACCGCACCACCUCCACAUUCUCCUCCGCCUCGUACUCCUUCUCCUCCUCUACCGUCAACGGCGAAACCCGGUCCCGCACCGAAGCCACCUACAGUGACCCCUCUGGCACCAAAGUCCAUCGCAGCUCGCAGGAGCCUGGACAGGCCGCGCGCGAAGAGAAGCUCGAGUAUGAUAGCGCUGGGCGGAGGAUUGAGAGCACGGGGGAGAGAGGCAGGAUCGAGGAUGUGACUGAUACCGAGGGACAGGCGGCGAGGGAUCGGGAGUAUGAGGAGAGGAUGGAGGAUGAGUAUGCGAAGAGGGAAGGCGGUGCGUAAGGGAUGGGGAGUGCACGAGAAAGGAGGUCUGAGAUAUGUAGGGCGAACCUAGGAGGGAAAGAACGAUCCCAAGAUGAAAAUGUAUUCUUAAUGUAUGAAUGCUGUUCCUCAAAAGGA